Paecilomyces variotii is the source of this 916-nucleotide messenger RNA. RefSeq lists its product as hypothetical. Lineage: Eukaryota; Fungi; Ascomycota; Eurotiomycetes; Eurotiales; Thermoascaceae. Bases 336 to 695 code for a protein of 119 amino acids. The record is from RefSeq and is a predicted model, not a curated record. The transcript has 6 exons.
CCAGCUUCCAGACUCCGUGCCUGAUUGCUGAGCCCCGUGCAAGUCUCGUCUCUCUCUCUCUUUCGCUUCUUUUCAAUUCUUUUUUGCGCAGGUCCGCCUAAAGCUUGCUAAGCGGGUACCUUUUCAUUCCUUUUCUUUCUGUUUUCCAGGUGAUCUUCAGGCCAAGAAUAAUAAUAAGACAGUCUACACUCGUUUACUUUGCCCCUGGAGGGCCUCGCCUUUGAAUCGCUGUGUUGUCUAUCUCAAUCUUCGGAAGCCCUCGACGCCUGGUUGCGGGUUCCUCAUCAAGGUCUCGGACAGUAAUACAAACAGAGCACAGAGGAUCAUCCGUUACGAUGAGGAAAGGACAACAUAAUGGGAUGGGGCCCAAUCCCUCGUUCACAUGGCACGUUGGAGUGCUUCUGCUGCUUGCGAUAUCCAAGAAUACGGUCAACGCACAAUGGAACGCCACUAUGUCAAACGCAGGACAGCAGCUUGCUGCUGGAACGUUGGGAUCUGUUGGACCUCUACCCGGAGCACCCACGCCGACACAAUCAUUAUUGGUUGGGACCGGAAACCUGAAGUCCAGUCCAGCGGUGGCAAUAAUCCCCCAAGCGCAAGCUGCAGCGGACACCCUUGGAUCUGUUGGGCUUUUGCCCGGAGCACCUACGCCGACACAAUCAUUGUUGGUUGGGGUAAGAUAUGUUGAUUUCUAAAAUUUGUGCUGCUACUGAUUCUUACCAACAAUCAUAGACCGGAAACCUGAAGUCUAGUCAGGCGGUGGCCGCAUCAUCAUCAGUCGCCGUAGUUGCAACAUCAUCGUCGGUAGCCGCAGUCGCAGCAUCAUCAUCAGUUGCCGCAGCUGCAGCAUCAUCGUCAGUGGCCGCAAUUGCAACAUCAUCGUCCUCGGUAGUCGCAGUCGCAGCAUCGUCCUCGG